This is a messenger RNA of Arabidopsis thaliana (thale cress), 3245 nucleotides long. It is a transcript of the gene XLG2, whose product is annotated as extra-large GTP-binding protein 2. Bases 494 to 3079 code for a protein of 861 amino acids. Gene Ontology annotation, biological process: G protein-coupled receptor signaling pathway; signal transduction. Lineage: Eukaryota; Viridiplantae; Streptophyta; Magnoliopsida; Brassicales; Brassicaceae. The record is from RefSeq and is marked reviewed. Gene Ontology annotation, cellular component: nucleus. Gene Ontology annotation, molecular function: G-protein beta/gamma-subunit complex binding; GTPase activity; guanyl nucleotide binding. The transcript is spliced from 8 exons.
CCGCGUUGACGGCAAGAAUUUUCCCGGAAAAUAACUCAUUUUUCCUUUUGAUUGCAGAGAAAAUAAAAAACAAAGAGAAAGUCUUCCCCUUUUUUUGUCAAGUCCUCGUCUUUUACUAGUGUAUACGAUCCAACCCAUCUUUCUGUCUUUCUUCUUUUUGUUUACUUCUUCUGCAAAUUCCCUUUUCCCGGAAAAUUUAUUUGCUGAUUUUUCUUCCUUCCAUCGCCACUUUCCUGGAAAAAAAAACUAAAUUUCGUCUCUUUCUUUAAGCUAAAGGAGCUUUCUGUGAUCAAUUUUUUCUAUAUUUCUGUAGUUGCGUUCUUAUUUCACGCGCUUUGUGAUUUGAUUAUUUAAGCCACUAAUGGCUUAGGAUCUGUAUAUUAUCACUUCAUGAAUUCUCGUUUUCUCGGAUAAGUUGUUAAGUUUCUAAAUUAGGGAAUUUUAGGAAUUAGGGCUUUUUUGGGUUUGUAUGUGUGCUUGAUUGGGUAAGAAGAUGGCUGCAGUUAUAAGAAAGUUAUUACCUUUCCCAUCACCGAAUCCUAAAAGGGAUAAUCGAGAAAGUGACGAUGAUGAUGAAACAAGUAGUGGCUAUCGAAUCGAAUAUUCAUUCGCCAGUGAGUAUAAAGGUCCUCUUAUUGCUAAUGUGCCACGAGCUCUUCCCGUUGAAGUUGAUCAGAUUCCUACGGCUCUUCCCGUUUCCUUUUCUUCCUUGCGGAGUGGUAUCUCUUACCCAGUGGCACCUCUCGUUAUGACUAAGGAUACCAAGAGACCACCUGAUUCUGGAAUAGAGAAGAAGAACGGUUUCGUUGACUCUGCAGCUGGUUCUAGUGUGGUUUUGAUAGGGCGUGAUGUUGUUUCUGGCUCAUCAUCAUCAUCAUCAUCAAAGAGGUUGGAUGUACCAGAAGAAGUGAAAAGUCCUGCUGAUUUUCGGUUAUCACCAUCAUCACCAUUGUCUGCAUCAGCGAGAGAGGAGGAUCACUUAGAUGAUGACAGAGUUUCGGAUGUGGGACCUAGAGCAGUGAGAUUCGUUGAACCUUUUCAGAGUAGUGAAUGUGAUGAGAGCUCCUAUGUUUCUGAUGGAGAAAGUAUAGCUGCAACGCAUAGAGCUGAAAGGAAAGGUAAAAGAGGAUCGUGUUACCGGUGCCAGUUGGGGAACCGGUUUACUGAGAAGGAAGUCUGUAUUGUCUGCGAUGCCAAAUACUGUUUCAACUGUGUGCGCAGAGCCAUGGGUGCGAUGCCCGAAGGAAGAAAGUGUCAAGCUUGCAUUGGUUAUAGGAUUGAUGAGUCCAAGAGAGCAAGUCUCGGAAAGUGUUCAAGAAUGCUCAAGCGCCAUCUCACGGAUUCUGAACUUCGACAAGUCAUGAAUGCCGAGAUCACCUGCAAGGCGAAUCAAUUGCCUUCACGACUUAUCAUUGUCAAUGACAAGCCUUUAAGUGAAGAUGAGCUUUACACGUUGCAGACAUGUCCAAAUCCACCCAAGAAGCUAAAACCCGGACACUAUUGGUAUGAUAAGGUUGCUGGCUACUGGGGAAAGAUAGGAGAGAAACCUAGUCAGAUUAUAAGUCCUAACAACAGCAUAGGAGGAUACAUCAGUGAGAAAGUAAGCAAUGGAGACACUGAAAUUUAUAUUAAUGGCCGGGAAAUAACCAAGCCAGAGCUCACGAUGCUCAAGUGGGCGGGGGUGCAAUGUGAAGGAAAACCUCAUUUUUGGGUCGAUUCAGAUGGUUCUUACCGAGAAGAAGGUCAAAAGCAUCCCAUCGGGAACAUCUGGAGUAAGAAGAGAGCAAAAAUUGCUUGCGCUGUGUUCUCUCUGCCAGUUCCUCCGGCUUCGUCUGCAGUAGAACCAUAUGAUGUGCCCUUAUAUGAGCAGAAGAUGCUUAACAAGCUUCUUUUGAUUGGUAGCGAAAAAGGUGGCGCCACUACAAUUUACAAACAAGCAAGGUCUCUCUACAACGUCUCAUUCUCUUUAGAAGACCGUGAAAGAAUCAAAUUCAUAAUCCAAACAAAUCUCUAUACCUAUCUGGCAAUGGUUCUUGAGGCACAUGAAAGAUUUGAAAAAGAGAUGAGCAAUGACCAGUCUUCAGGCAAUGUGGGAGAUGAAACCAGUGCAAAACCAGGUAACUCGAUCAACCCGAGACUAAAACAUUUUUCAGAUUGGGUUUUGAAAGAAAAGGAAGACGGAAACCUGAAGAUAUUUCCACCAUCAAGCCGUGAGAAUGCUCAAACCGUUGCAGAUCUCUGGAGAGUACCAGCUAUUCAAGCCACCUACAAAAGACUUCGCGAUACACUUCCCAGGAACGCCGUUUAUUUUCUUGAAAGAAUUCUUGAGAUCUCGAGAUCAGAAUACGAUCCUUCUGAUAUGGACAUAUUGCAAGCGGAAGGACUCUCCUCUAUGGAAGGACUUUCUUGUGUGGACUUCUCAUUCCCAUCAACUUCUCAAGAAGAGUCUCUUGAGAGCGAUUAUCAACAUGAUACAGACAUGAAGUACCAACUCAUCCGGCUAAAUCCGAGAAGCCUUGGUGAAAACUGGAAAUUGCUGGAAAUGUUUGAAGACGCUGACUUGGUGAUAUUUUGUGUCUCACUAACAGACUAUGCAGAAAACAUAGAAGACGGUGAGGGGAAUAUUGUGAACAAGAUGCUUGCAACCAAACAGCUUUUCGAGAACAUGGUGACUCACCCGAGCCUAGCUAACAAAAGGUUUCUUUUGGUUCUAACCAAAUUUGAUCUCCUAGAAGAAAAGAUCGAAGAGGUUCCUCUAAGAACCUGUGAGUGGUUUGAAGACUUCAACCCAUUGAUCAGCCAGAACCAGACGAGCAGACACAACCCUCCAAUGGCUCAGCGUGCUUUCCAUUACAUUGGAUAUAAGUUCAAGAGACUCUAUGACUCAAUCUUGGAACCCGUAAAUAUGCGUGGAAGGAGCUUUAAGCCAAAAUUGUUUGUUUGUCAAGUGAGCUUGGAGAGUGAUACUGUGGACAAUGCACUGAGGUAUGCGAGAGAGAUUCUCAAGUGGCAUGUUGAAGAAACUUCCAUGUUCCAAGAGAUGUCUACUACUAGCAUAGAGGCCAGCUCGUCCUCUUGAUAUUUUUUCCUAAAAUUCUUUCUUUCUUUGUGGAAAUUACAUAAGUUUGUUUCUCUCUCUGUGUGUAUGUUUGUUGUAUAUGUAGUAGUGUGAAGAUACAUUCAUGUGAUUGAUUUUUCAGGGGAAAAAAAAUAGAGAAAUAAUAAAGUGAAUUUUCCCGGUUUAA